CUUCCCUGCCAAAGUAAGUUUGUUUCACCCACCAAGGAAGAGAAUGUUUGACGGUGUUUACUUUCCUUCUUGGCCACAGCUGGAUUGUGAAUAUUGAUCCAGGAGACUAUUAAUUUCAGGAACUGAUUGCAAAGACCCUGGCUCUGCCACUCACAGCCAUGUAACCUUGGAUAUGGAAGAGAGCAGCAGCAUUGCCAUGUUGGUGCCAGAGAUCGGAGAGCAGGAGGCGGUGCUUACUGCGGAAGGAGAGGUUGACGAGCAAAGGAAAACCAAAGCGGACCCGUUAGUCCACGUCAUCCAGAAGCUAAGCAAGAUAGUGGGGCAUGAAAAGUCACAAAAAUGCCUUCUCAUUGGGAAAAAGCGCCCACGUCCAGGCGCGACAGCACCCUCUCUUGGAACCCUAGAGGACUGUGAGGUCCCAGCUAAGGCAGCCGAGCCUCCUGCUACUGAGGUUAAGAAAGCUGGGGUGUCACCAGAAAAUUCCACUGUAGCCUCCCUGGCCUCAGCUGAUGGGAAGGCGGUGUCCUACCAGUGCAGCCUGUGCCGGUUCCUGUCCCCCUCCUUCUCCGUGCUGAAGGAGCACAUGCGGCUGCAUGGGCAGCGGAGCGACGUGGUGCUCAUGUGCUCUGAGUGCCACGCCACCUCCCGAAGCCAGGAGGAGCUCGAGGCCCACGUGGCAAGUGAGCACGAGAACAGCGCCAGCAGCCACGCCCAGCCCAGCAGCUCCUGGCCGGGAGCCAGAGGAAGAAAGCGGGAGACUGUGCUGGACAUCCCGGUGGGCAGUGCGCAGGCCCAUGCUGUGCAGACUGCAGCCGUGGCGGAGACAGGCAGGAGGAAGUGGUACGCAUAUGAGCAGUACGGCAUGUACCGCUGCCUGUUCUGCAGCUACACCUGCGGCCAGCAGCGCAUGCUCAAGACACACGCUUGGAAACACGCCGGGGAGGUUAACUGCUCCUACCCGAUCUUUGAGAAUGAGAAGGAGCCCCUCGGCCUCCUGGCCUCUUCUGUGUCUGCUGUACCUGGUGGGGUCGAUGCAGUUGUCAUUGCUAUUGGGGACAGUGAACUGAGCAUCCACAACGGGCCCUCUGUGCAAGUACAGAUUUGCAGCUCUGAGCCACCGUCAUCUUUAUCUUCUUUAGAACCGAACACGGGGGAGGGGGUGCGCCUGAGCCAGCCAGUCACCCUGGACCCUAAUGAUGAGGAGAUGCUGGAGGUGAUGUCUGAUUCUGAGGAGAAUCUGUUUGCUGAUAGUUUGCUCUCAUCAGCCCAGAAAAUCAUUAGCAGCAGCCCAAACAAAAAAGGUCAUGUGAAUGUCAUUGUGGAACGUUUGCCUAGUGCCGAGGAAACCCUCCCUCCAAAACAUUUCCUCGUGAAUGCUGAAAUGGACGAGGGGAAGAGCCUGAGCGCGACCGAAGCCCAGGCUGAGUGUGGAGGAGCAGGGGAGAUGUACCACGCUGAUAAAUGUGCUGUGGAUAUUGGGGGGCUGAUCAUCGGCUGGAGCAGCGCAGAGAAGGAAGACAGUGAGCUAAGUAAGGGCCUGGCUACUGAUGAGAAUGCGCCACCAGGACGAAGGAGGACAAACUCUGAGUCUCUCAGGCUACACUCCUUAGCAGCAGAAGCCCUUGUCACCAUGCCAAUAAGAGCUGCUGAACUAACGAGAGCCAGCCUUGGCCACUAUGGGGACAUAAACCUUUUAGAUCCAGACACUGGACAAAGGCAGGUCAGUGGCCCAUUGGCAGCAUACUCAAAAAAGAUCAUGUCUCCUCUUAAGAACUCUGCAGAUGGAGUGACGAGUUUAAACCAAAGCAGUUCCACUGUGGUAGCGCUCCCGCAGGGAAGGCAGGAAGUGUCAGAUGGUCAAGUUAAGACAGGCAUCAGUAUGUCCCUUCUUACCGUAAUAGAAAAACUGAGGGAAAGGACAGACCAAAAUGCGACAGAUGAUGACAUUUUGAAAGAGUUGCAGGACAAUGCCCAGUGUCAGCCCAGCAGUGAUGGGAGUUUGUUGGGGUCCAAUGUGGUGGAGUACAUCCCAGAUGCCGAGCGGCCCUACCGAUGCCGCCUGUGCCACUACUCAAGUGGGAACAGGGGCUACAUCAAGCAGCACCUGCGUGUCCAUCGGCAGAGGCAGCCUUACCAAUGCCCUAUCUGUGAGCACAUAGCCGAGAACAGCAAAGACCUGGAAAGCCACAUGAUCAACCACUGUAAAACCAGAAUACACCAGUGUAAGCAGUGCAAAGAGUCUUUCCAUUACAAGAGCCAACUGAGGAAUCAUGAGAGAGAGCAGCACUGCCUGCCCAACACCUUGUCAGUAGCUUCGAAUGAGCCAAGAAUUUCCCGUGAUGCCGCUGAUGGAAAGUGUGUUCAGGAAGGGAACAAGUCGUCAACUCAGAAGCAGUACAGGUGUGAUGCGUGCGAUUACACAAGUACAACGUAUGUGGCCGUCAGAAACCACAGGCGAGUCCACAACUCAGAUAAGCCAUACAGGUGCUCCCUGUGUGGGUAUGUGUGCGGCCACCCUCCUUCCCUGAAGUCACACAUGUGGAAGCAUGCGAGUGACCAGAACUACAACUACGAGCAGGUUAACAAGGCCAUCAACGACGCGAUCUCACAAAGCAGCAGAGCUGUGGGGAAGUCCCCUGGGAGAACAAUCUUACCCAGCAGCGAGGAGAGAGCUGACCCCGCCACAGGCAGUCCAGAAACCUUGGUGUCGCCCGCAGAGCUGCCUUCUCAGCCACCUGGUGACGUUGUAGAUGCCAGCGAGCUUGAGAAACUGUGCCCCACAGGCGCCAGCUCUGACGUCUCAGGCAGGAGCUGCGGCCUGGCCACACCGGGCACCGAGUACUGCGUGCUGCUCUUCUGCUGCUGCAUCUGUGGCUUCGAGUCAACCAGCAAGGAGAGCCUCCUGGAUCACAUGAAGGAGCAUGAGGGGGAGAUCGUCAGCAUCAUCCUCAACAAGGACCACAGCACGGCCCUGAGCGCCAACUAGCUGCUGGGAGUCAGCCUCCGUAGACGCAGGGAGCAUGGUGUGCUGAGUGAGGGUACAGAGCUGGGAGCCUCUGUCGUCCCUUCUUGGUGUCGAGUGUUUAUUAUUAAAAGCUUUCCAUAGUUCAGAAUCUGCACGUGGAUGAGUCGAGAAGGCUCCACAGAGCACAGUGGCCAGCGCUGAGGUGGGGAAAGCAGCAAACGGGGAGGGUAGUUCCCGCUGUUGCCAGUG
This is a messenger RNA of Acomys russatus (golden spiny mouse), 3214 nucleotides long. RefSeq names its product zinc finger protein 507 (gene Znf507). The transcript has 6 exons. Bases 173 to 2986 code for a protein of 937 amino acids. The record is from RefSeq and is a predicted model, not a curated record. Gene Ontology annotation, cellular component: nucleus. Gene Ontology annotation, biological process: regulation of gene expression. Lineage: Eukaryota; Metazoa; Chordata; Mammalia; Rodentia; Muridae.